Trematomus bernacchii (emerald rockcod) is the source of this 1762-nucleotide messenger RNA. Its product is annotated as alpha-1,3-mannosyl-glycoprotein 4-beta-N-acetylglucosaminyltransferase B-like. Gene Ontology annotation, cellular component: endoplasmic reticulum-Golgi intermediate compartment; endoplasmic reticulum; Golgi stack. Gene Ontology annotation, biological process: protein N-linked glycosylation. Lineage: Eukaryota; Metazoa; Chordata; Actinopteri; Perciformes; Nototheniidae. Gene Ontology annotation, molecular function: acetylglucosaminyltransferase activity. The record is from RefSeq and is a predicted model, not a curated record.
AAGAGAGGUGUGAAGACAGGCAUGCUUUGUGUUGUUUGUUGCUGGCAUAGGGUAGAGUCACUAGGUGCUCUUUACCUGAGCGCUCACACACACCUUGCUGCCCGCUGUCACCGCACCUGCAGGUCGGAACACAUACACGGACGGACCGACGCUGAGAAAUGAAAUGAGACUUUACUCCUUCAGAUUUGGAUGUGUUUUGGCGAUCCUCAGUUUGGCGUCCAUAUCUUGGAUUAUAUCGAUUCCCAGUAAUGAAGGCUCAGCGGCUCCGGACCUGCAGACCCUGUACCGGCGUCUGCUGGCGGCUGAGGAGCGGGCCGGGCAGGUGGGCCGGGACCUCAGCCGCAUCUUGGAACGUCUGAAGAACAUGUCCAAAGCCACAAACUCCACCAACUCCACCCAACCCCCCCGUAAUAUCUCCACCGCCAACUCCACAGAAACAAUUGGGCUGCAGUCAAAAAAUGCUGGCCCCCAGAUGUUCCUUCAGCCUAACAUUUACCUGUACCUGCCCCCUCAACUGCACCCAGACAGCCUCUGCCCCAAUGUGCUGCUGGGACAGGGCCGCCGCGGAGUGUCCAUGGUGCUGGGCAUUCCCACAGUGAAGCGUGAGAAGCAGAGCUACCUGAUCAGCACUCUCAGCUCUCUGUUCUACAGCCUGACCGCGUCACAGCAGCUAGACCUCCUCGUGAUUGUCUUUGUCGCUGAGACGGACUCAGACUAUGUGGGCAGCGUAGCAGAGACCAUCAAGACCAAUUUUCCCAAACAGGUGCAGUCCGGGCUGCUGGAGGUUGUCUCUCCUCAUCAGCAUUACUACCCCAACUUCACCCUCCUCAGAGAGACCUUAGGAGACUCCAAGGACAGAGUCAAAUGGCGAACAAAGCAGAAUCUGGACUUCAGCUUCCUCAUGCUCUACGCUCACGACAAAGGAACAUUCUAUGUUCAGUUAGAGGAUGAUGUUGUUGCGAAGGCCGGCUACUUCAACAACAUGAAGACCUUCGCCACCCUGAAUGAUUCCAAGCAAUGGCUCUUCCUGGAGUUCUCCCAGCUCGGAUUUAUAGGCAAGAUGUUUCGAACCGGUGACCUCCCGAUGAUUACGGAGUUCUUCCUGAUGUUCCACAAAGACAAACCAGUGGACUGGCUGUUGGAUCACAUCCUGUGGGUGAAAGCUUGCAACCCAGAGAAAGACGCAAAACACUGUACACAACAGAAGGCUUUGCAUAAGAAGAGAUACAAGCCCUCCCUCUUCCAGCAUGUGGGCCUCCACUCCUCUCUGCACGGGAAGAUCCAGUAUCUGAAGGACAAAGACUUUGAAAAGCAGGCUCUGUAUCAGGCUCACAGUAACCCGGCUGCAGAGGUCAGCAGCAGCCUGAAACAUUACCAGCAGCACAGUCUGGAGCGGGCGUACACAGGAAAGGACUUCUUCUGGGCAUUAACACCCAUCAAGAACGACUACAUCCUCUUCAACUUCACCCAGCCCAUCAACAUGACCAGGUAUCUGUUUCGCAGCGGAAAUAUUGAGACCAGUGCAGAUAAAUUCUACAACACUACAGUGGAAGUGCUGCCUAGCAAUGCGUCAGCACGAGACACACUGGUGGCUGCUUCGCCUUCUCAUUACAGACAAUCUGAUAAGGGUUUCAUCAUAAUCGGUGCGUUUGUGGACGGGCUAGCUGCGGCGAACAUUGAAGAAUCACUGCAGCCGAUCUCAGCGCUCCGCCUGCUGGUUCACUCUGACGCUGACGUCUGGGCUCUGCUGAGCGAGGUCUGA